Messenger RNA from Neoarthrinium moseri, 855 nucleotides. RefSeq lists its product as uncharacterized. Lineage: Eukaryota; Fungi; Ascomycota; Sordariomycetes; Amphisphaeriales; Apiosporaceae. The coding region runs from base 1 to 855 and encodes 284 amino acids. The record is from RefSeq and is a predicted model, not a curated record. Gene Ontology annotation, molecular function: cystathionine gamma-synthase activity; pyridoxal phosphate binding. The transcript has 2 exons. Gene Ontology annotation, biological process: transsulfuration.
AUGUCGCGAUUUAGUUGCAACCAGACUUUGCUCUAUGGCCACGGCACUCCUGAGGAACUGGACCAGCUGAAAAGCGAUCUUGAGGCCGGCAAGCGUAUCUGUGCCCUAUUCACGGAGUUCCCUACAAACCCGCUCCUUACGUGCGUUGAUCUCCGCCGUAUCCGAAGACUUGCAGAUCAAUAUGGCUUUGUUGUUGUGUGCGACGACACAGUCGGCACCUCCGUCAAUGUAGACAUCUUGAGCUACGUGGAUGUUCUUGUGACGAGCCUCACGAAACUAUUCAGCGGAGCCUGUAAUGUAAUGGGCGGCAGUGUUGUGGUCAACCCUAUGUCUCGGCACCAUGAACUUCUGACCGAGAAGCUGGGCGCUCUUUUAGUGGACAGCUACUAUCCUGAGGAUGCCUUGGUAAUGGCACAGAACUGCGCAGACUUUGACGUCCGCAUCGAUGCCAUAAACGCGAACGCCGAGGCACUCGCAUCGCUGCUCUCAUCACGCAACGAUCUGGUGAAGCAGGUGUACUAUCCUUCGAUGGGGCGCUCGAGGGCGAUGUACGACACAUUCCGGCGGCCGGGACGGGGGUAUGGGUACUUGGUAACCAUCGAGUUCAACCAACCGCAGUAUGCUACUGUCUUCUUUGACAACCUGGACGUUGCAAAGGGUCCAUCCUUGGGCACCAACUUCACCCUGGCAUGCCCCUAUACGCUCCUUGGACACUACGGCGAGCUGGACUGGGCUGCCAAGUAUGGGGUUGUGGAGCACCUUGUUAGAAUCAGCGUCGGCAUGGAGGACGACCUCAUCGGUCGAGUCGAGGCAGCGCUGCAGGCCGUGGACGCGGGAAGAGCUGGUUGUUGCUAA